Messenger RNA from Fibroporia radiculosa, 804 nucleotides. RefSeq lists its product as uncharacterized. The record is from RefSeq and is a predicted model, not a curated record. Bases 1 to 804 code for a protein of 267 amino acids. Lineage: Eukaryota; Fungi; Basidiomycota; Agaricomycetes; Polyporales; Fibroporiaceae. The transcript has 3 exons.
AUGUUCCGCGCUGGGGGCUGGAUGGCACUCGGUGGCACACACUUUAAUUUUCUACGCGAGAUCCCAAUCCUAUCUCAGUAUGAAUGUCGAAGCAGCAUUGCGGGCUGGGAUAAUAAAUGGUUAUACGUAGUCAUCCGUUUUGUUUCGCACUCGCGCAAGAAGUCUAAAUCUAAAACCAACGAGGAGAGCUCACCUCAAUCAGACGCUGUGGAUACACGAGCGGAUGCGGCCCCAUAUCCCGUCCUGCAUAUGCCUGUUGUGCUCGACAAAAGCCAAGACUCAAGUGCCGCCCCAUCUGCGCUCGCUUCCCCUCCCUCCCUCGAUCCGUCGAGCACAAAUGGUUCUGUAACUGGAACACAGGCAAGCUUGGAUUCUCACGCAAGAGCCGUUUCCGCCGCCCUUCGGCCGGGGACGCAUGUCGAGUCGGACGGUGCGACCUUGCAUUGUGUCGCCAUCUCCGCAAUAUGCUUUAAGAUAGGGCGCAUAACCAUCCCUCCCGCGCUUGCGCUCGUGUGCGAGGGUCUCAGUGUGGGGCCGGAGGCGGGGAUCGAAGACGCGCCUGCGCCCGCCCCAUAUUCUCGUGCGAAUCCCCCGCCGUUCUGGUCGCGCGUGGAGGAGUUGCGCGGGACAGAAAUCAAUCUCAGUAGGCUACGCGCAUUUUAUGCGGGCGGGUGGCGCGAGGUGCCGGAGGGAGAGCGUUGGUGGGAAAGCGCGCUUGGUGGGGAGGUGGAGAAACGAAGGGCGGCUGGGAUGCAGAUUGCUGGCUCGCUGAGGAGGGGGAUGGAAGGCAUGCAGAGCCUGUGA